AGUCGGCUAGCAAUUUUAUGUAUUAAUCUUUUUUGUUCUUUUUGUGAAAUUUCAUUCGUUCGUUUAUCUUGCUUAUGUUGUUUUGCGUUGUUAAUGUAAUCCAUAAUAAGCGUCGUCGAUAAUCGCGUUAAAACUUUUCGGACAGAAUCUUGAGAGAAAUCAUCCAAAGGACGCGACAAAUGAUGGGUCGGCCAAAUCGUUCUAGGGAAAAAAGACCAGCUGCGCGAAAACGAUCAGCAUCCAGUGGGAAAACAAAACACAUUCAGGACAAUGCCAGUUUGGAACAGCGAAACAUCGAAGCAAUGUUUGUUUCGCCGACAACGACAAAAAGCCGAGUAAAAUCGCAGGAGCGUACACCUACAGGGCAACAAAUAUCUGGUCGGGAGAAAAACAAUGAGCCCGCAUUAGAAACUACGGGAGAAAAUACCUUCACCGACAUGAACAGUAAUAGCAUUUCGGAGAUAGGUGAUUACAGCGAUGAAUCUCUGAAUACGGGAAAAAAGAACCCCGAAGUUGUGUACCGUUCCAUCGACGACAACAGAAAAAGCGUUCAUCAAUCUCCAUCGGGGCGGAAUUUGUUAAAACAGUUGCAAACAUCGCUGAGCCCUAAAUUGACUGAGAUCAACAUCGAUGGGAACCGUCGUGUGAGUCGCUAUGGACGCCACCAAAAACAAAAAGAAAAUAUUAAUUAUGUUCCUGUUGAGCUAAUGAAAUUCGUGGGUAAAUCGCCAGCCAAAAUUAAACCUAAAAAGGAGGUCGCAAUGAUUGACAUUAAAAUCGGGCCUGAUGUACAGCAGUUAGAAGUGAACAUGGCACAUGCAACAGACGUGAAAGAAUUGGGAACUAGUUUUCCCGCAGAAACUUCUGUCGAUAAUGAAUUGCCGCCAAUGUUGCCAAUGUUAGAGGAGCAUCGAGAUAAUGUGCUCGAUAUGGAUGCGAUCAACAUUAUUGGAAUGAACGUUAGUUUCGAAAAUAUCAACGACGACAAUAUUUUUUUGGAGAAUGCUCUUCCACAAAAUACGAUUGAUCAUAAUCACCCAUCGGAUGUCGAUAGCGCGAAAGGAUCCUCCAUCGACUUGGUAGGAGAGUACCGCGUUGGUGAAAUAUAUUGGGGAGCACAAACACAGAAAACAAUUCAUUGGCCAUGCAUCGUACGAAUAGAUCCAGAAACGAAUCAAAUAAUUCGAAUGCGAUCAAAUCAAAGAGAGAUACAUGUUGCAUUCUUUGGCGAUCGGGGACGCCGCGGAUGGAUCCGGGAGGCCUAUAUCGCAUCAUUUCGAGGACUCGCUGAUUAUUGUUCCCGAGUGGACAAUUAUGAAUAUGGGAAGGCUGUGAAAGCAGCGCUGAAGGUAGCUUUGCGGAAUAACUGGAAGGUAGCAUCACAGCAGGCAGAGGAAUUUAACGCUAUUGACAUUGAGUUGCGCCUGGAAAAGUUCGACUUAUCAGUUGAACUGGAAAGAGUCCGUUUGACAUCGAUUCGAGUUAUAAAAGGACAAGGAAAACAGAACAAGAGGACACGCUCCCCCACUCCCGAAAGUCCGUCAUACGAUGUAAUUCCGAUUGUAACAGAACAUACAACAAAAAGAAUGAAACUGCAGCAAAUCUCCACGUUACAAAAUACUAUAGCCGGACCGUCCGAUGCAGCGAUGCAUGGAAGUGAAGAGAAAGGAACCCUUUUUAGUGAUGAUUCCAAACAUUACACAGAGCUGGCGUUCAAACUGAUUGUGAAUUUGGGGCGCACAUUCCUGCUAGAUGAUCAAAGCACUGAUGAGAAGACAAUCAUGCUUGAACAAUAUGCAAGGAAAAUUACCUCACUCAAAAGUGACGGAGCUCAUCAUCAAAAAAGCAAGCGCACCGUGGUCUUGCGUAAAUUAACUCAAAUGCGUAACUUAUGCCACAUGCUUGAUGAAUUUAUGGCAGAGCACAGUGGUGAACAUGGUGAUUCUGUUGCCGUACGGAUUAAAAAAGAAAAACCCACGUUGGAAGAAGAAUUUAUUUUCCAGAUCGACCCGAAAUCCAUUACCAAGGGUCUGCCGAAGGGCAACGUGUGCUGCAUUUGUAAACACCCACAAAGCGUGGUAAAGUGUAUGAAGUGCCAUCGUCACAUGCAUUUGCAUUGUAUGACGGCCGACCUAUUGGAGCAAGUGAAGCUGCAAACAAUGGUGGAUGAGCGUCGUUUUAACUGUAACGACUGUUCGGGUAGCGAGUUGAAGGAUGUUCUCGUGAAACAAAGCUGUUUUGUGUGCAAUGAUGAGUUGGAAGAAACCAAAAACGAAACGAAGUGUCGCUGUGCUGGUAGCUUGUGCGUUCGCCAGUACCACAUUUCAUGUUUACGCCUUUUUCCACAGUUUGCAGUAAUUAAUAGUCAGUCAAUCAUCUGUCCAUAUCACGUGUGCCAUACUUGCGUCGCCGACGAUCCAAGGGGAAAAGCCUCUAACGACAAAACAGCUCUAGUACGAUGUAUCAAGUGUCCGUCUUCGUACCAUCCGGAUCUGCGCUGCAUUCCGGCCGGGUCGGAAAUGCUUACCACGCAGCAGCUCAUAUGUCCCAAACACAGCCUUGAUCAGAUAGCUCUCAAUGUGAAUUGGUGUUUUUUGUGUUGCAAAGGAGGAGAUUUAAUUUGUUGCGAAACGUGCCCCAACGCAAUCCACCAGGAUUGUCUACCUUUCCAAAUACCGGACGGCAAAUACUUUUGCGAAGAAUGUGAAUCCGGACGGCUUCCUUUGUACAAUGAGAUUGUGAUAGCAAAGUAUAGUUCGUUUCGUUGGUGGCCAGCUUUGAUUAUGCCACCAUCAGAGAUAUCGGAUUAUCUACUGCAGCAGAAGCCAAGCGCUUCGUCCAUUUGUGUAAAAUUCUUCCAAUCCCAUACUGUAGCCUGGAUGAAUAGAAGGAGGAUGUAUCUUUACCAGCAUGAUGACUCGGAAAAUCUUGACACGAAGAAAUCGGGAUCAUUAGACAAACAAUAUCGUAUUGCCAUGGCCGAAGCGAGCAAAAUAUACCAAACAAUACAGGAGAUGAAAACGUUAACAGCUCCGGUUGUUCGGAAAAAGAAAAUACCCACUCCAGUUUAUCAAAAAAUUAAAACAAACCGUUACGUUGCCCCGCUUAAGCAACCACAAUCAGACGACGAUUCAAACUGCUACUGCCGUUCAGACGAUGAGGAUCCUUGUGGCCCGACCUCUUCAUGUAUCAACCGAACAAUGAUGUUCGAAUGUAUUCCUAACACCUGCCCAGCAAAGAAUCGUUGUUCAAAUCAACGUUUUGCCAAGCGCAUUUAUCCAUCCUUGGAGGUGCGUCACUUUGCCGACAAGGGUUAUGGACUAGUGGCAAAGGAAGCCAUAGCACGCGGAGCGUUUGUUAUAGAGUACGUUGGAGAAGUCAUCAACAUGGCCGAGUUUAACCGCAGAAUUAAGGAGAUCCAGGAGAGAAAGAUCACAAACUACUAUUUUCUUACGGUGGAUCCCGACAUGACCAUCGAUGCCGGGACAAAAGGCAAUAUUUCACGUUUUAUAAACCAUUCUUGCGAGCCGAAUUGUGAAACUCAAAAAUGGACCAUUGGAAAUGCACGCGUCAUUGGAUUGUUUGCGAUAAAAGAUAUCCACCCGGGUGAAGAGCUAACUUUCAAUUACAAUUUGGAGAGCUUGGGAAAUAAGAAACGGGUAUGUCUGUGUGGAACUUCCAAGUGCUCCGGCUUUAUAGGUGAAAAAUACCGUUCGCCGAAGAAGGAUACAAACAAUAGCAAUUCCAGUGGACCGUCGCUGCUUUCUAUUAAAAAAAUAGGAGUAAACAAAGCAAAGAAAAAAACUUUAUUGAAAGGAGCAGGGAAACCAAACAAAAGGAAAAGUGACGAUGAUAUUUUGCUUGUGCCAAAGGCUGAGCCUGAAACAAUCAAUUUAGAUGAUCUAGACUACACAGCGAUAUCACCUACGUUCGUUAUCAAGACGGAAAAAGUAGACAACGAUAUCGAAACUUAAGAGAAGAAAAGUCGUCAUUUUAUUGGCUACUGAAAGGAAUAACGAUUGCUUAGGGAUGGUAGUUAAAGCACAUGAAACAUAUAAUAAUUAUCAUCGCAUCGUAUUAUGUGGUCGUCUGCAUCAAGAUGCUAAAUAUUAUAUUUAUUAUCAUUUUCUAUCAUCACCAUUUUUUCAGGAAAAAUUUGUUUGCUUUACAUUUAUAAUUUUUUUAGUUUUAUAAUCUUAGUUGUUUUUUUUUUUAUUUGUAAUGAUAGUACAAACAUGUUUGAAAAUCUUUCUGCUGCAAUUGAUCGGCAAUACGAUGAAAUGAGUUGCGUUUAUCAUAGAGAAUACCAAUGUAGAUAUCUUAAGACUGUUAAAGCUAUUUGACUUUUUCGAUACUGAGCUCGAGCGAGUGUAAUGACCACAUAAAGACGAAUCAUUGUUGUCAUCAUGUCAUCAAAUCAUUGUUUACAGAUCCGUGAUGCUUUGUGGUGCACUGUGAAUACAGCAACGAAUUAAAAGUGAUGUUUUUCAUAUUGAAAUGACAUAAAACAUAACUUGGUACUUCAA
Anopheles coustani is the source of this 4526-nucleotide messenger RNA. RefSeq names its product nuclear receptor binding SET domain protein-like. Gene Ontology annotation, biological process: regulation of DNA-templated transcription. Gene Ontology annotation, cellular component: chromatin; nucleus. The transcript has 4 exons. The record is from RefSeq and is a predicted model, not a curated record. Lineage: Eukaryota; Metazoa; Arthropoda; Insecta; Diptera; Culicidae. Bases 180 to 3974 code for a protein of 1264 amino acids. Gene Ontology annotation, molecular function: histone H3K36 methyltransferase activity; protein binding.